AUGAUGAUGGUGAUGUGGCAGUUGGUGAUCGCGGCAGUGUAUAGUGGUGAACCCGCGCAGUUCGAGAGCCUGCGCCUACUCAACGUGUUGUUGGUGGAUGAAGACGACAAUGUACCACACUUCCUUCAGAAGCACUACCAGUUCGCGGUCAAGGAGAACUUGCCAAGUGGCAUCAUCGUCGGUAAGAUGCCUCUGACUCUUGAUCUUAGCUUGGAAUCGCAGCUUUAG
Molecule: messenger RNA, 228 nt
Organism: Parnassius mnemosyne (clouded apollo)
Lineage: Eukaryota; Metazoa; Arthropoda; Insecta; Lepidoptera; Papilionidae
Source: the annotation of a GenBank genome assembly